AUGGCAGCAGCUACGCAGGAGGAGCAGCUGGUAAAGGCCGUGGAAAUUGCGUCCAAUGCGGCUGCGAUGCCAGAUGCUGAUCUUGUCGCUCAAGCGCUGGCAUACCUCGAGCAGCUGAAGCAGGCGACGCAAGAGAGCUGGAGUAUAGGGUGGGCCAUAUGGACGGCACGUACUGACGAUGGCUCUGCGCCCAAGUAUGAUCACGCGCCGCGUCUCUUUGGUCUGAAUCUAGUCGACGACUUUUUGGAUAAGCGCAUCCAGGGUGUGCCUGAGGCAGCCGAGGUGCUCACACUUCUGCAAGAAAGCGCCCUGGCCUAUCUCCAGAGCGAGUUCGUAAGUGGACAGGGCGAACAAGGCAUCCCUUUUAUGAAAAAUAAGCUUGCGCAAACACUUUCGCUUUUGAUUGUUCAAACGUACAGCUUAACGUCUUCCUACACAUUUCUCACCGCUAUGCUCUCGAUGUGCACAGCGCAUCCGAUGGCCGACGACAAAGGCAUGAAUGUAGUGUCCGCUGAUCUCGCGAUGCGUGUGCUACACGAUAUGUCGCUCAGCCUUGGUUCGGAUGUGACGCUGCGUUCCGUGCGUGGUAAAGAGCGUCUGCAGCGUGAUGCGAUCGUGCGCGACGAAAUCCGUGCGCACCAUGCUGCCAGUCUAGCCGAGCUACUUUGGCGCGUGAUUCAAGACUCGCUUCAUGCCCUGCAACAAGGUGCAGACGGAAGUGCUUCGCCGCGGCACCUAAACGCUGUGACUGCAGGCCCGCUGGCCUCGUUGGCCAUGGCCGUCGUGGGUGAUUACGCCUCUUGGAUCGAUAUCGGGCUGGUCGUCACGAUGGAAACGGUGCAGAUUCUCUACAGUGCGCUUGAUGCGCCCCAUAUGCCCCUGCGGUACGCCACGGCUGACACUUUGUGUGAAAUUGUGUCAAAGGGUAUGAAACCAGUCGACAAGCUGAGUCUGAUUGAGGGCUUAAGUUUGGAUGCUGUGCUGACGCAGCUCGAAUCGACAACACGGGGUCAAGGUGAAGCACAGACUGAACUUCGCGAGCAUCUCGCACGACUUGUAAAUGCGCUAUGCACAGAGCUGUGCAAGAUUGCUGAGGAUGUCGCUGGUGCCGAAGCCGAAACACGAGAGGCGGCGCAUUCGAAGCUGUUGACAUUCCUGCAACUGGUGCUGGCCUUCCUGGCAGAUGAGUACGAUGAGCCGGUGGAGCAAGUACUGCCCUGUCUUCACCUGGUGCUGAGCCUUUACAAAAAAACCAAGCGCCAGAACGAGACGCUGGGUCUGCCUGCCCUCGGAGCGCCUUCAUCUGAAUUUGUAUCUCAGCUCAUUACCCUUUCAGUGCAAAAGCUCAAGUUUGAUGCGGAUAUUGACUGGCAAGACUCGUCACUUGUGGGCGGCGCUGCCGAUGGUGACGCUGAAGAGUCUGAAGACGAUGACGAACAGCUGGUGCGAUUCUAUGAGCUGCGAAAGCAGUUGCAGGUGAUCCUUGGUGCGAUUGCUGCAAUAGACGAGUCUCUUGUAUCGAGCACGAUUCACGCGCUGGUCGUCAACACACUCGCAGCUGUUGGCUCACCGAUCGACUUGCCGUGGGAGCAGGCUGAAGUGUGUUUGUAUGCGGCCUUCUCGUGUGGCGAAGUUCUUUCCUCUGUGCGCGGCAACAAGAUCGGACUGGGUGCACAUUCGUACGUCCAGAUUCCCGUCGAGCCUGGCAAGUCUCGUAACGUACGCCAGGCGCUGAGCGUAUACCAGGCACUUCCGCCGAAUACGCUGGGGGAAAUUUUGCAGCACUUGUUCCGAUCGCAGAUCGGUGAGCAUCCUCACCCUGUUGUGCAGUUGCAGUACUUUGAGUGUGUGGUGCGGUAUGCCACGAGUUUUGUUUUGUGGCCCGACUUGCUCCCGAAAGCGCUCGAGGCAUUUUUGGGACCCCGUGGAUUGUGCAAUCCGCACCAUGGCAUGCGACGACGAAUUAAUUACCUGUUUUACCGGUUCGUACGUGACACGCGCACGGCUAUCCCAUCGGAGAUCGUGCCACGUCUAUUGGAGAGCAUGCCAUUAGCCGUCACUGCUACGUUGCCAGAGGUGCCAGCUGACGAGGACCCACUGGCCAGGGCCACGGAAAAAGCGUCAGCAUUUGACAGCCAGUUGUACCUCUUUGACACGAGUGGUCUGCUUAUCGCGCAGUUGGGCCACAUGCCUGAUACACAGGUCAUGCUGUUCAAACUGAUUACGCAGCCGCUCGCGGAGCAGUUGCAACAGAGUGUCCAGGCCGCUGACCCGAGCAACUUGCAGCUGGUGCUGCAAGUGCAUCACUUGAUCUUGGCUCUCAGCACCAUCACCAAAGGCUUCCCUGACUACGAUGCGAAUCGUGCGCACGAGCCGGCAUGGAUUGAAGAACUUAAGCCACUCACAGAGCAGAUUCUGAUGGCCCUGACGGCACUGAACCGCUUCAUGAUUGUACGCGAGGCUGCACGUGGCGCGUUCGCACGCAUCGUCGCAUCUGCGGGGCCAGCUGUGUUGCCUUACAUACCCACUUUGAUCCAUGCGCUUGUCCAUCAUGUCACUGAAGCCGAGCUUGUGGAUUUGCUCAAUUUCUUUGGGCUUAUCACGAACAAAUACAAGGACAAUGUCCGCAGCGUGAUGGACAAUGUAUUUGGCGUACUUGUCUCGCGCAUCUUUUCCUUCCUGCACCAGGGUGUGCAAGGUACAGACGAUCUCGUGCGCCGCUCAGACACAGAGCGUGCGUACUUCGGCCUGGUGCAUGCCCUCCUGCAGGCCGGUAUGGACGACGUGCUGGUAUCGGAAAAGAACCAAGCACAGCUGGAGGCCGUCCUCCAAAGCCACGUGUAUUAUGUCACGCAUGGCGAGCCUGUGACGCAGCGUGCGGCCAUCAGCGUCUUGUCGCAGCUUGUGCAGCUGUGGGCGCGUCCGAACGAAAAGGCGAUUAUGGGCUUUGAGCAGUUCGUGUACGAUGCGAUCUUGCCCCUUGUGUUCCAGGUCCCUGCGAAGCCUUCGUUUGAUUCGUCGGAUGCACAGUCCCAGCUCGUGCUCUCGGAGCUUGCCGGCCUGCUUAAGUCGCUCUAUACCGCACGCGGUGACGAGUUUCUCCAGUACUUGUCGACCGUAUACCUGCCCAGCGUCCAGUGCCCACCAGAGCUUGCACUUGAGCUCACCAAAAGCGUCCAGUCGCUCGAGGUCAAGCCUCUGAAGCGAUUCCUUGACACAUUCAUCGCCCAGUCUCGUGGCGCUUAA
This is a messenger RNA of Malassezia restricta, 3246 nucleotides long. RefSeq names its product exportin-T. NCBI's taxonomy places the organism in Eukaryota, Fungi, Basidiomycota, Malasseziomycetes, Malasseziales, Malasseziaceae. Gene Ontology annotation, molecular function: tRNA binding; small GTPase binding. Gene Ontology annotation, biological process: tRNA re-export from nucleus. The transcript has a single exon. Bases 1 to 3246 code for a protein of 1081 amino acids. Gene Ontology annotation, cellular component: cytoplasm; nuclear pore; nuclear matrix. The record is from RefSeq and is a predicted model, not a curated record.